GGGGGGGGUGGGGGGGAGGAACAUGGCGCAAGCUCUGUCUGAGGAGGAGUUUCAGCGGAUGCAGGCUCAGCUCCUGGAACUCCGGACAAACAACUACCAGCUUUCAGAUGAACUACGCAAGAAUGGUGUUGAACUCACCAGCCUUCGACAGAAGGUCGCCUACCUGGAUAAGGAGUUCAGCAAAGCUCAGAAGGCACUGAGCAAGAGCAAGAAAGCUCAGGAAGUCGAGGGGCUGUUGAGUGAAAAUGAGAUGCUACAGGCAAAGCUGCACAGCCAGGAGGAGGACUUCCGUUUGCAGAACAGCACGCUUAUGGCUGAGUUCAGCAAGCUCUGCAGCCAGAUGGAACAGCUGGAGCAGGAGAACCAGCGACUGAAGGAUGGGGCUGCCAGGGCAGGGGCUGUCCAAGCUGGGAGCCUUGUGGAUGGGGAGCUGCUAAGACUGCAGGCGGAGAACACAGCCUUGCAGAAGAACGUGGCAGCCCUGCAGGAGCGCUAUGGGAAAGAGGCCAGGAGGUCCCCACCUGCCAGUGAGGGCCAAGGGGACCCCCCGGGGGGCCCAGCCCCCGCUGUCCCGGCCCCCAUGCCGUUGGCAGAAGUGGAACUGAAAUGGGAAAUGGAGAAGGAGGAAAAGAGGUUGCUCUGGGAGCAACUGCAAGGCUUGGAGAGCUUGAAGCAGGCCGAAACGUCCAGGUUGCAGGAGGAACUUGCUAAGCUCUCCGAGAAACUGAAAAAGAAACAAGAAAGUUUUUGCCGUCUGCAGACAGAAAAGGAGACACUAUUCACUGACAGCCGGAACAAGAUUGAGGAGUUACAACAGCGGAAGGAAGCUGAUCUCAAAGCCCAGUUGGCUCGAACUCAGAAGCUGCAGCAGGAACUCGAGGCUGCCAAUCAAAGCUUGGCAGAGCUGAGGGAUCAGCAGCAGGGGGAGCGCCUGGAGCAUGCAGCAGCUCUGCGAGCCCUGCAAGAUCAGGUGUCCAUCCAGAAUGCAGGUGCACAGGAACAAGUGGAAGGACUUUUGGCUGAGAACAAUGCCCUGAGGACUAACCUGGCUGCCCUGGAGCAGAUCCAAACUUCAAAGACCCAAGAACUCAAUAUGCUCCGGGAACAGACUACUGGGCUGACGGCUGAGUUGCAGCAGCGGCAGACUGAGUAUGAGGACCUCAUGGGACAGAAAGAUGACCUCAACUCCCAGCUCCAGGAGUCAUUACGGGCCAAUAGUCGGCUGCUGGAACAGCUUCAAGAAAUUGGGCAGGAGAAGGAGCAGUUGACCCAGGAACUACAGGAGGCUCGGAAGAGUGCUGAGAAGCGGAAGGCCAUGCUGGAUGAGCUAGCAAUGGAGACACUGCAGGAGAAGUCCCAGCACAAAGAGGAGCUGGGAGCAGUCCGACUACGGCAUGAGAAGGAGGUGCUGGGUGUGCGGGCCCGCUAUGAGCGUGAGCUCCGCGAGCUGCAUGAAGACAAGAAGCGGCAGGAGGAGGAGCUGCGGGGGCAGAUCCGCGAGGAGAAGGCCCGAUCACGGGAGCUGGAGACUCUCCAGCAGACGGUGGAAGAACUUCAAGCUCAGGUUCACUCUAUGGAUGGAGCUAAGGGCUGGUUUGAACGGCGCUUGAAGGAAGCCGAGGAAUCUCUGCAGCAGCAGCAGCAGGAACAAGAGGAAGCCCUCAAGCAGUGUCGGGAGCAGCACGCGGGCGAGCUGAAGAGCAAGGAGGAGGAGCUACAGAGGGUGCGGGACCAGCUCCAGCAGGCCCAGGAGGAGCAGGACUGCCACCUGAAGACCAUCAGCAGCCUGAAGCAGGAGGUGAAGGACACAGUGGAUGGGCAGCGAAUCCUGGAGAAGAAGGGCAGUGCCGCGCUCAAGGACCUCAAGCGGCAGCUGCACCUGGAGCGGAAACGGGCAGAUAAACUGCAGGAGCGGCUGCAGGACAUCCUCACCAACAGCAAGAGCCGCUCGGGCCUUGAGGAGCUGGUUCUCUCAGAGAUGAAUUCACCAAGCCGGACCCAGACUGGGGACAGCAGUAGCGUCUCCUCCUUCAGCUACCGGGAGAUCUUGCGGGAGAAGGAGAGCUCUACUGUUCCAGCCAGGUCCUUAUCCAGCAGCCCCCAGGCCCAGCCCCCGCGGCCAGCAGAGCUGUCAGAUGAGGAAGUGGCUGAGCUCUUUCAGCGCCUGGCAGAGACACAGCAGGAGAAAUGGAUGCUGGAGGAGAAGGUGAAGCACCUGGAGGUGAGCAGCGCCUCCAUGGCAGAGGACCUCUGCCGGAAGAGUGCCAUCAUUGAGACCUACGUCAUGGACAGCCGGAUCGAUGUAUCUGUGGCAGCAGGCCACACAGACCGCAGCGGGCUGGGCAGCGUCCUGAGAGACCUAGUGAAGCCAGGCGACGAGAACCUUCGAGAGAUGAACAAGAAACUUCAGAACAUGCUGGAGGAGCAGCUCACCAAGAAUAUGCACUUGCACAAGGACAUGGAAGUCCUGUCCCAGGAAAUUGUGCGGCUCAGCAAGGAGUGCGUGGGGUCCUCUGACCCAGACCUAGAACCAGGAGAAGCCAGCUAAAGACCUGCAGGCUGCAUUCCCUCCCAUACCCACUCCCCAGGACACCAUUUCCUCGGGCUGUGGUGGGAAAAUGGGGGCUGGUGCCAAAAUCAAAUAUGUUGGGAGACUGGACAUUAAACGGGUUGGAGGCCUGAUGGCUGGUGUUAGUGACCCUGUCCUAGGGCAGAGGUCCCUGGGGAGUGGGGAUUGUGAGGGGAGGGGCAGGGAUUUCUCCUCCUCCUUGGCCCUGGCUCCCAGGGGCCUUUGCCUUCAUCUCUGCAUGAGCUCUCCCUCCCAGAGACCAACUCUUUUUUAUUUUAUUUUAUUUUUUAAUUUAUGUCUGGAAGCCUGGCUACUCUGCAUUUGGGAUUGGGGAUGUUGGGUGGGGCACGGUCCAUGUUCAGCAUUCUAGCAACGUGUGUGUGUGUCUGUAAAGGCUGUGCAGCCAAAAUACCAUCUGGCCAGAUGGGCCCACCCAUUGA
Molecule: messenger RNA, 3009 nt
Organism: Equus caballus (horse)
Lineage: Eukaryota; Metazoa; Chordata; Mammalia; Perissodactyla; Equidae
Gene: GRIPAP1
Product: GRIP1 associated protein 1
Biological process (GO): regulation of neurotransmitter receptor transport, endosome to postsynaptic membrane; regulation of recycling endosome localization within postsynapse; regulation of modification of synaptic structure
Cellular component (GO): postsynaptic recycling endosome; glutamatergic synapse; extrinsic component of postsynaptic early endosome membrane
Source: RefSeq, a predicted model, not a curated record